Prinia subflava (tawny-flanked prinia) is the source of this 1142-nucleotide messenger RNA. It is a transcript of the gene SDF2L1, whose product is annotated as stromal cell derived factor 2 like 1. The transcript has 3 exons. Lineage: Eukaryota; Metazoa; Chordata; Aves; Passeriformes; Cisticolidae. The record is from RefSeq and is a predicted model, not a curated record. The coding region runs from base 102 to 746 and encodes 214 amino acids.
CGGGGCGGUCGGUGGGCCCGCGCGGGGAGCGGAAGCGGCGCUCUGAGGGCGGCUGUGGCGGCCGGGCUGAGGGGGCGGUGGGGCCGGCCGGGUGCGGCGCGAUGCGGGGCGGCCGCCGCCUCUUCCCGCUGCUGCUCCUGGCGCUGCUGCCCGGGCUGUGCCACGGCAGGGAGCCCGCGCCGGGCGCCGUGACUUGCGGCUCGGUGCUGAAGCUGCUCAACACCCGCCACAGCGUGCGGCUCCACUCGCACGAGGUCAAGUACGGCUCCGGAAGCGGGCAGCAGUCGGUGACAGGAGUUGAAGCUUCAGAUGAUGCCAACAGCUACUGGCGGAUCCGUGGGAAGAGCGACAGCAGUUGCCAGCGUGGGACUCCAGUGAAAUGUGGGCAAGCCAUACGGCUUACCCAUGUCAACACUGGGAAGAAUUUGCACACUCAUCACUUCCCAUCACCACUCUCCAAUAACCAAGAAGUGAGUGCCUUUGGGGAUGAUGGUGAAGGAGAUGACCUGGAUUUCUGGAUUGUGCAGUGCAGUGGCACUUACUGGGAGCGGGAGGAUGCCGUGCGCUUCAGGCACGUGGGGACCGAGGUGUUCCUGUCCAUCACGGGCGAGCAGUACGGCCACCCCAUUAGAGGCCAGAGGGAAGUCCAUGGCAUGCCCGCUGCCAACCACCACAACUAUUGGAAGGCCAUGGAGGGAGUCUUCAUCAAACCCAGUCUGGACCCUGCAAAACACGAUGAGCUCUGAAUUGACACGGGAUCCAAAAUGCUUCAUUUGACUCCAGUGUUCGGAGCUGCUAACCCUUGGUCUCUUCUAAGUCCUGCCUUGCCUGAGUGACUGACUUUCUGUAUUACUGGAGGGCAUUAGUUCAUUCUAGGAAUGCAGCACUUCUGUGGGGAAUGGCUUCUGCCAGGUUCAGCCACUGACAUUUAUUUGGUGAAAUCCCUGCUGAAUUUCAAAGCUUUAUAGGUGAAACUAGUUCAUACAUCUGUUAGGUUUUGUUGUCAUUUGUUUGCUUGUUACUUUUUGUCGAAUUUGAAGGAAGUGAAAAAAUGAAAGUAGUACUUUUCUCUAGUCUCAAGUACAAUAAAACUUUGUAUUUUGUAAUCUUUUUCCAACUAUAAUUAAAUAUUUGGAAACUGA